CGGUUUCCGGUGUCAUGGCGGCUCGAGGUCCCGGUAGUCGGUGAGGCGGCUGCAGGCCCCUCCCUGCGGAGCCGCUGGUCCGGCGGGCGGGGAUGUGACCGCGGGUCCUGCCGGCCUGCCCUGGGCGUCGCGUCAGCUCCGUGUCAGCGCCCUCAGUCCGCACCGAUGGCGGGAUCCGGCUGCGCGUGGGGCGCGGAGCCGCCGCGGUUUCUGGAAGCCUUCGGGCGGCUGUGGCAGGUACAGAGCCGCCUGGGUAGCGGCUCCUCGGCCUCGGUGUAUCGUGUGCGCUGCUGCGGCACACCCGGCUCGCCCCCCGGCGCUCUGAAGCAGUUCUUACCGCCGGGCACCACCGGGGCUGCGGCCUCGGCCGCUGAGUACGGUUUCCGCAAAGAGAGGGCGGCGCUGGAGCAGUUGCAGGGUCACAGGAACAUCGUGACUUUAUAUGGAGUCUUUACAAUCCACUUCUCUCCAAAUGUGCCAUCACGCUGUCUGUUGCUUGAACUCCUGGAUGUCAGUGUUUCGGAAUUGCUUUUAUAUUCCAGUCACCAGGGUUGUUCCAUGUGGAUGAUACAGCAUUGUGCCAGAGAUGUUCUAGAGGCCCUUGCUUUUCUUCAUCAUGAGGGUUAUGUCCAUGCAGACCUCAAACCACGUAAUAUAUUGUGGAGUGCCGAGAAUGAAUGUUUUAAACUCAUUGACUUUGGACUUAGCUUCAAAGAAGGCAAUCAGGAUGUAAAGUACAUUCAGACAGACGGGUAUCGGGCUCCGGAAGCAGAACUGCAGAAUUGCUUGGCCCAGGCUGGCCUGCAGAGUGAUACAGAAUGUACCUCAGCUGUUGAUCUGUGGAGCCUAGGAAUCAUUUUACUGGAAAUGUUCUCAGGAAUGAAACUGAAACACACAGUCAGAUCUCAGGAAUGGAAGGCAAACAGUUCUGCUAUUAUUGAUCACAUAUUUGCCAGUAAAGCAGUGGUGAAUGCCGCAAUUCCAGCCUAUCACCUAAGAGACCUUAUCAAAAGCAUGCUUCAUGAUGAUCCAAGCAGAAGAAUUCCUGCUGAAAUGGCAUUGUGCAGCCCAUUCUUUAGCAUUCCUUUUGCCCCUCAUAUUGAAGAUUUGGUGAUGCUUCCUACUCCAGUGCUAAGACUGCUGAAUGUGCUGGAUGAUGAUUAUCUUGAGAAUGAAGAAGAAUAUGAAGAUGUUGUAGAAGAUGUAAAAGAGGAGUGUCAAAAAUAUGGACCAGUGGUAUCUCUCCUUGUUCCAAAAGAAAAUCCUGGCAGAGGACAAGUCUUUGUUGAGUAUGCGAAUGCUGGUGAUUCCAAAGCUGCUCAGAAAUUACUGACUGGAAGGAUGUUUGAUGGGAAGUUUGUUGUGGCUACAUUUUACCCACUGAGUGCCUACAAGAGGGGAUAUCUGUAUCAAACUUUGCUUUAAUCAGUAACCUAAGGACUAUUUCCUGUUUCUCCUCUUCUAUUUCCUGGGUUAUUGUAUUCUACAUCUGAAUGCAGAAGUACCCCCUUAUCAUUUUAAGGGAAUACUUUGUAUAUUUAUUCAAUCCUACCAAUGUGCAGCCAUUGCUCAAGCAGUGACUGCAUUGCAAACAUUUGGCACUGAGUAGGACAAGACCUCUCAGCUAUACAUUGAGGGGUUUUAGAGCAUCCAUGUGGGCAACCUUUUUUUGUGCAGUAGGGCAAGUGCUGCUCUUCAGUAUGUAACCUAAAAAGAUAUUAACUCUUUCAUGUGAUCAUGAAGCAAGGAUGAAUAAUAUCAUGUUGUAGUGAAUAUUAUUAACAAAUUUGUUAGAGUUGGUGACAUCACUUACAGAUUAUUCCUUUAUGUUGUCAGAGGGGUCUUCCUUAUCGAUAUCUGUAGUUGGCACUGGAUGCUCUCAGUAAUGUUAAGUAAUUGUUAAGCAGCAAUUCCCUACUGUGUUCUUAACACCGAGUUACGAAUUUUUUUAAAGGAGUACUGUAGUACUGAAUAUUCCUUUAAAGAAACUGCAGUGAGCCUAUCUACAUUUUUUUUAAAAUUAAGGCUUUUAAAAUAGAAAUCUAAUGCUUGAUCUUGCACAAUUUUUAUGUCCAGUAUGUAUGCUUGAGUGAGUGUGCAGGUGUGAAAGACUAGAGAAAAUUUGAGUAGCUUUCUUUAUAGUGUGAAUCUUGUGAGUUACUACAGUCUAUGCCCAUCUCUUCCCUACCUGUUUAAUAUCUGUAAGAUUUAGGAUACAAGUUUUUUGGGAGUCGGUCUGUCUGAUAGAAUGAAAUGAGAAAAUAGUUCAUUCCUGAGAGUCCCAGAACACACAAGUCUAUAAACUGGGUUACAUUGAAACUCUCUUAAAGUGAGAAAACUCUUGUAAAAGUUUUGGUACACAUAAAUUGCCCCUUCUUUCAGUCUGCUUUAGACCCUGCAUUAGCUCAUCUGUUUUGUACUGAAUCUUCUAGGAUCACUGUAAAAUUUCUCAAGAUAGAGUUCUGUCUACUAUGAUGAAAAAUUGACAUGGGUCAAAAAGAAAGAAUUAGUUGUUCAGUGAAGGGAAAAGGAAAAAAAAAAUAGGCAAAGGGUACAUAGUCAAGGAUUCUUUCUUUCUUUCUUUCUCUCUCUCGUCUCCCUCCCACUCCUUCUUUUCCUCUUCCCGCAUUCUUUACCUCUAUCCUUAGCUGAAGAGAAGUUAGAGGAAAGCAUCCUAGGUGGUCAGGUGAUCUGACUUCUGAUUACAAGGAAGUUAAGAAAGGUGUAGCUAUAAUAAGGUGGAAAUAGAAAAGAAGAAAAACUUAACGAAGAAUUCUUAAAAAGAUUCAUAGCAAUCUAAUGUGUCCCCCAAUAGAAGAAACUAGUAUUCGUGAGUUCACGGGCACAGGUUGACUACAUGGUUUUAGGAAUUAUAAUUAUGGAUUCCUCCCACUUUACAGUAGAUUGUCUUCAAAGGUUUAAAUCUUAGGAAACCUUUAUAAAGCACUGAUUAUACGAAAAAAGAAAAGUAUACAGGUUAUGAAUUUUUUGUUUUCUUAACUAAAUGAAAAUUUUAUUUAUUUAUUUAUUUUCCUAAGGAAAAAGCUUUUAUAUCUUUCCCUGCUGGAAGCCUCCUCAUAUAGUCUUUCCUUGUGUGUGCCAUGCAGGUUGUUGAGAGCCCAAUUAAGAAUUUAUGUCUUAGAGGAUGAAUUAUUUGACCCUUUCCAGACAAUUACCAUUUGAUAUUUUAGUUAUUCACAGUUACCUAAUUAUUCAGGACUCUUCUUCCUUAAUAUUUGUUAUGAAGCCAAAUUUGGUAUAAUGAAUUGCCAAAAGAUCUGUGGCGUGGCUCCCAAGGGAGAACUGUAGAGUAAGCUUCUAAUAUGUGCCCUUAGAAGGAAGAGCUGUUAUUUUUCAUUUUGGCCUUUUCAGAGGUUGAUUAGCUGGUUUGUUUUCAAAUAAAAAUUCAAGAGAGUAUUGUGGAGACCGAAGCUUUCCUAAAACAUAAAUGUUUGUAUGGUAGCAGCUUCCAUGGUGAUUAAAAACACCAGCUCUUUCCAUACAUACUGAUGAACACAGAAUGCAAAUGAAUUCUUUUUAAGGGCAAGUGUUCUAGGUUAGCACAUAUACCUUUCUCAUUCUCCCUCCCCCCACUACCACCAAAAAGAAAAAUCCUUACAAAUAAACUGCAGGUAGGCUUCUAAGCUUAAUGUUGCAGUAUGCUGCUAACAUCUUGAUGCUGAAUUUCACAGCAUUCUUCGAUCGUCUUCUUAUUGCUGAUGUAUUCAUGCGUAUAUGUAGUGUUUAACACUGUAGAAUUUUAUUACAGAAGAUGCUAACUAGAUUUUAAGGGAGCUGAGGGAAUAAUUGAUGAGCCUAAGUAACCAUGCAUUGAAUUAAAUAU
Molecule: messenger RNA, 3844 nt
Organism: Physeter macrocephalus (sperm whale)
Lineage: Eukaryota; Metazoa; Chordata; Mammalia; Artiodactyla; Physeteridae
Gene: UHMK1
Product: U2AF homology motif kinase 1
Exons: 8
Coding region: 166-1425 (419 amino acids)
Biological process (GO): peptidyl-serine phosphorylation; regulation of protein export from nucleus; UDP-N-acetylglucosamine biosynthetic process
Cellular component (GO): nucleus; neuronal ribonucleoprotein granule
Molecular function (GO): UDP-N-acetylglucosamine diphosphorylase activity; RNA binding; ribonucleoprotein complex binding
Source: RefSeq, a predicted model, not a curated record